Molecule: messenger RNA, 3243 nt
Organism: Fulvia fulva
Lineage: Eukaryota; Fungi; Ascomycota; Dothideomycetes; Mycosphaerellales; Mycosphaerellaceae
Exons: 2
Coding region: 1-3243 (1080 amino acids)
Biological process (GO): DNA-templated transcription; regulation of DNA-templated transcription
Molecular function (GO): DNA binding; zinc ion binding; DNA-binding transcription factor activity, RNA polymerase II-specific
Source: RefSeq, a predicted model, not a curated record
AUGCAGCGAGUCGAGGGACAGGAGCCUUCUCCACAGCCACAACCGCCGUCGGCAGCGAAAGGAACCGCCCAGCAACCACCCAAAGCAUUGCGCUUCGUGACCAACUAUGGUGCACCGCAUCCCAAGAGAAGGCGCAUUGGAGCUGCGUGUUUGACAUGCAGGCGGCGCAAGACUGCAUGCUCGGGGGAGCGACCACACUGCGACACUUGCAAGCAGAACAAGCUGGACUGCGCGGGAUACUCGGCUGAGACAGCAGCGACACCCAGCCAUAAACGAUCAGCCUCAGAUGCGGGUGCACGACGGCCGUGGGAACAGGAUAGCCUUCCACGACCAGAGCGAGCCAAGGACCAACGUUCGCCCGAUGCCGACUCGAAGAACCAUCCGGCCAACGAUCUGACACUGUCCCGAACGAUAUCUGGUGAACGAUCGCCUCGGUCAGCAGCACCAGGGGGCAAGGCACAGUCUACAGAUGGCUCUAAGAAUGGACAUGGACGAGACUCGCUGUUCUCCGGACCACGGAAUCGAAUGCCGUACUUCAGGUGGCUUGGUCCAACAGCCAUUUUGCCUGGCUUCAAGCAGAUGGUGGUCAAGGUGAAGCGAUCAGAUACCGACGCCGGACGGUCUUCCACCAAUGGCGAAGGACUGAAGUCGCCAUCUCUCAACAACACGAAUACUACGGAGCAAAGGCUCGCGAGUGUCUUGCUGACUGGGCCUCCUACUGCAGAGUCCGAGCAGCGUCCCACGCUCAAUCUGCCUUUUUACGACACAUCACCGAUGCCGCCCAGCGAACUGAUCACCCACUUGGCCAAUACCUUCUUCACACAUCUUGGUUGUAACUACCCUUUCCUGCAACGAGAGCGCUUUCUCAGAGAUCUCGAAGAGAAGCAAGUCGAUGCCAUCUUGGUCGAUGCCGUAUGUGCUCUGGCAGCACGUUUCUCGACACACUCUCUCCUGACGCAAGCCGCUGGAGAAGGCGAAAACGCAGCUAGCCCUGCAGAGUACGGCCAUGCGUUCGCACAGCGUGCCAAAACCUCGCUGACGGACAUCUUCCCCUGUCCGACAAUCGCUGCCGCUCAGGCAGCUCUAUUGCUUGCGUAUAAUGAGUUUGGUGAGCAAAGAGACAGCGGUCUGUGGAUGUAUCUUGGCAUCUCCAUCAGAUUGGCUCAAGAUUUGGGACUGCACAAGCUCGAAGGCCUGAAGUACGUUGGUAGAGAUGGGCCAACACCCAAGGCUGUCAAACGACAGUCACAAAGUGGCUACAAGCACGGCUCGACAUAUGCUCACAGUAGCUCUCAUAGCACCGAGGCCUCAGUGUCGAGGCAUACUCCUACCGAGCGAGACUCCCCACUAGAGAGCCAGAAGGAUAUGGAAGAGACCAAGGCCGUUGAGCAGGAGCGCGUUGAUACGUUCUGGGCGAUCUUCUUCCUGGACCGAGUGGUCUCCAGCGGCACAGGUCGCAGAAGCACACUCCGCGAUAAGGACAUCGAGUUGUCCUUUCCUUCCGAAGCUCAAGCGGACAGCGAAUCACCUCCAGCACCAUUCCCAGCAUUGAUCAGGAUCGUCCACCUCUACGGACGUGUCGCCGAUCUACUGAAUAGUCUCAAGGAGCCAUCAGAUAUCACGACAGAAACACCAAAACGUCUGGCUGCCAUGGAGAGCCAAGUCACUCAUUUCUAUCAAGGCCUUUCGCAGAAGCUACACUUCAACGCCAUGAACUUCCAGUAUUACAUGAAGGUUGGAGAAGGCACCAACUUUGUCUUAUUGCACUUCUGGUUCCACACUCUCAUCAUCAUGUUGCAUCAGCCAACCCUCCUCAAGACCUUCGACAAGCGCAUGCUUCAGCUGUUUCCCAAUUCCCAGCAGCUCGCCAUGAGUAGUGCCAAGACCAUUUUCGAUAUCCUGUCCUACUCACAGCUUGUCGAUGCGAAGGCUUCACUCGGGAAUCCGUUCACUUCACAGCCCAUCUACAUUGCAGCGUGUGCUUUCCUACGAGAGACAGUGGAACAAACGGCCACGAGCAACGCACAGUCACGAGCCAACAGUCCUACCCGAAGCAGAGAAGCGACUUCUCACAACACGCCUUCCACGUCGACAGAAAUCGCAACACCCUCUCGAUCAACGCGCAGAGGUUCUAUCUCAGCUAUUACCGCAGCGACCUCUCCCAAUGGUAAGAUCACAGAUCCGGAUGCCAAAGAUCCCAAGGCGCAUGUGGCGAAGCAUACUUUGCUUGCCACUGCUGCUACACAACACUAUCAGCUCUGUUACAAGGCACUUCAGUCGCUGGAGACAUACUGGGCCGGCGCCAAGUAUAUCUUGACUGUGCUCAACCAAAAGUUCGAGGGAGUAGGUGACCCUCUGUUAUAUACAGUAGAAGAAGGGGAAUCUUCAAUGGAGCAACCUCGGCCAGAGCCUGCCUUCACAUCACCAGGCUGGCGUAGAAAGCUCAGCUGGGGUCCAAAUGCCGAUGCGGCUGGUCUCCAGUCUCCUUUCUGGCCAACAAAGGCGUUCGGUCCAGCUCCAGGAAGUUCUCGCGGCGUCGAUCCAAGCAAAGCCAUUGGUUGGACAUUGACUGGAGACAUGAACUCAUCCUCGACGAACCUAGCAUGGCACUAUGCAGCCGGGCAAAAUCCAAACCUGGACCCACGCUUGAGCUCAUCGCAUCAUGGUGAGCAUGGUCCACCUGCUAGUCAGACCUCAAAUGUCCAGGCCUCGAAAACCCUACGUGGUGGCUCUACAAGUGCACAGCGAUUAGCCAACCAGGACAACCAGGACAGACCUCAGCGCCAGGCAUCUCAAGAGUACACACCUCAUGGCGGUAAUGUCUCCAAGGCAGAGACUUCGUCGCUAGGAGUACCCUCACCGUACAGCCAACAAGGGAAUCUGCAAUCUCCAGUCACUACCGUGUCAGGGCCAUAUCAGACUCCGCAGAGUCUCAACCCACUGUUACUGGGCGCUUCGGGCCAGAUGAGCUGCGGCAUGGCAAACAUGACGGGUAAUAUGCAGCCAUAUACCACUCCCAGUACUUUCCCGGCUGAUCAGAAUGGCAACUUCGCCAUGAACUUCCUACCAGGCGAUAUGAUGAUUGAGUCGCAAGACGUGGAUAUGAGCAUGCUCGGGCUAGAUAUGAUGCCGUGGUUUGACUCAUAUCCGACGCCUCAGAUGAUGGGCAUGUUCGACCAAAACCAUACUACUGGCGGCGCGGAAGGGCAUGGGCAUGGAGAAGCACAGCAUGGACAACGCUAG